This is a messenger RNA of Drepanopeziza brunnea f. sp. 'multigermtubi' MB_m1, 369 nucleotides long. The record is from RefSeq and is a predicted model, not a curated record. NCBI's taxonomy places the organism in Eukaryota, Fungi, Ascomycota, Leotiomycetes, Helotiales, Drepanopezizaceae.
AUGCCACUUAAAACCCUUGCGCAAAUCGCAAGCACGGCUAAAGCAAACGCGACUAAGGCCGCUAAGAGAGCUGCUCUCUUAGCCGCUAAGAAGAAGAAGGCCCCCGCGCGCGCUCAGACUCAACCCGAACACGAAAAUGCAAAAGAAGUGGAAGAAAGAGGAGCGCCAAGGACUCGUGAACCAUGGUUCAUGGGUCAAAAGCGGGGAAUGAGAGAAUACGAAGAAUACGAAGGAAAAAAGGAGGGAAGUAGCUUGGCGCAUGUGAGGUGCGUCCAGGAGACCUGGCGUGUCGUCACAUAUAGCAAAAAAGAUGUCAUUGCUAUUGCUAAGAACACUUACAACUUUAUGAACCUCUCUCGACUGUCAUAA